GUCUCGAGCCGUACAAGCCUAAGUUUACGGCGCAGACGUGCUAGGCGCUCCGCGUGCGCAGGCGCUCUCGCUUCAUUGUUCAAGGUCCUGCGGCGGCCAGAGUUGGAGGGUGAGUUCCCCGGGACCGUUCUGCGCAGGCGCUACGGAGGGGUGAGUCCCUGCGAUCACGUUUCCUAGACACACCCCCUUCUAAAAAGAGUGACGUCAGGUUAGAGCUCCGGGAACGCGUCUGGUGGUCCCCAAAUCCCGGUGCUCUAUCCUCUUCGGCCUCCGUCUGCCGACUCCAGGGGCGGAGCUUCUCGGAGGCUGACGAGCCGCCAGCAACUGUACCCUCUCGUAUACCGGCUCUUUGCUCGGUUGGUGAUUUGGAGGAGGGGUGCGGCUAUGCCUCCACCGCGGGGUGACGUGACCGCCUUGUUCCUGGGGCCUCCCGGCUCGGGAAAGUCCUCACUGAUUGCAGCUCUGUGCAACAAGGAUGUGGAGGUGGUAGAGAUUCCCGAUGGACGGCCAGACUCCGGGAUCCCCAGCCUGCGAGCUGCAGGCCCCGGCCUCUUCCUGGGCGAGCUGAGCUGUCCACCAGCAGCACCGGGUCCCUGGGCAGCGGAGGCUAACGUGCUAGUCCUGGUGCUGCCCGGCCCCAAAGGGAACGAUGAACCCUUGGCACCAGCGCUGGGGGACGCAGCGCGAGCCGCACUGGCCCGAGGAACCCCGUUGCUGGCUGUGCGGAACCUCCGUCCUGGGGAUUCACAAAAUGAAGCCCAGGCCCGAGAUCAGAUCGUGACCCUGCUGGAAAGCGCGGGGUUGGGAGCUGUGCCUCUCUACGUGCUGCCCGAGGACUGCAGCAGCAAAGAGGGCUGCGAGGAACUGGAGCGCCUGCGGGCGGCGUUGCGGAGCCAGGCGGAGGCGUUGCAGAGGCUCCUGCCACCGGCUCAGGAUGGCUUCGAGGUACUGGGAGCAGCUGAGCUGGAGGCUGUGCGUGAGGCCUUUGAGACCGGUGGCCUGGAGGCAGCGAUGUCCUGGGUUCGUUCUGGCCUGGAGCGACUGGGCAGCGCGCGGCUGGACCUGGCCAUAGCUGGCGCUGCUGACAUGGGACUUGUGCUGGAUGUGCUGCUCGGGCUGGAUCCUGGGGACCCAGGUGCUGUGCCUGCUUUGGUGGCGCCUGUGGGGCCCACGCCCUACCCUGCCCCAGAGCGCCCCAAUGUGGUGCUCUGGACCGUGCCUCUGGGCUCUGGGGGCAGCGCUGCCGCCCGCCACCCAACCCACUACGACGCCCUCAUCCUCGUCACCCCUGGGGCCCCCACUGAGGAGGACUGGGCCCAGGUCCGGCCCUUGGUGCUACCUGAUGCCCCGCUGGUCUGCGUGCGAACAGAUGGCGAGGGCGAAGAUCCGGAGUCUCUGGAAGAGGAAAAAGCAGAGAAGUCCCUUGGUGUCGAGAGCUUGGAGAACGCAGGCGGAGAGGGGUUGGAGAAACAUGUCACUGGAUCUCAAAAAGCAGGCGAUGGGGGAGUUUCAGAGAAAGCAGGCAGGGAGGGUUUGCAGCAGGUUGGCGCAGAUGCGCAGCAGUCUGGCAGUGGGGACACUGGGCGUGUGGCUGCCUGGAGCCCAGAGGACGAGACCUGGGAGGUGCUGGAGGAGGCACCGCCGCCGGUGUUCCCCCUGCGGCGAGGCGGACUCCCAGGGCUUUGCGCAUGGCUGAGGCGCGCGCUUCCCCCAGCCCAGGCAGGGGCGCUGCUGCUGGCGCUGCCUCCCACGUCCCCGCGUGCAGCCCGAAUCAAGGCUGCCGCACUCCGGGCUGGGGCUUGGCGCCCGGCUCUGCUAGCUAGCCUGGCGGCGGCCGCCGCACCAGUACCUGGGCUUGGCUGGGCCUGUGAUGUGGCACUUCUACGCGGUCAGCUGGCAGAGUGGCGGCGGGCACUGGGACUCGAACCCGCAGCGCUGGCCCGACGCGAGCGUGCUCUGGGCCUGGCCCCUGGGGAACUUGCGGAGCGGACGCGCUUCCCUGGCCCGGUGACACGCGCAGAAGUGGAGGCGAGGCUAGGUGCGUGGGCCGGGGAGGGCACUGCAGGGGGCGCAGCUCUGGGUGCACUCUCCUUCCUGUGGCCCGCGGGUGGUGCAGCGGCCACCGGUGGCCUUGGCUACCGCGCUGCGCAUGGCGUCCUGCUGCAGGCGCUGGACGAGAUGCUGGCAGAUGCGGAGGCUGUGCUGGCACCCCUUGCGCCUGCUCAGUGAGGGGUGGGGUGAGGGCCAGGGCUUCCAGGGUGCUCUGCAUGCUGGCUGCUUGGCUCCGCCAGGGGUUGAGGACUCCACGUCCUGUUUAGAGGAACGGGGUUGAGGGGUCCAGACUCUGGCAUAGGAUGUGUGGGUCUUUGAGAUAACAGAGCAGGUGUGUGGCCACUCUAAAUCCUGGAUGCCUAAGGGAGAUGAGACUUCUAGUCGUCUAGGUUCCUGGGUUUUGAAGGGGUAUAGAACCUCGGGGUCAGGACUCCUGAUUUCUGUGGGAUCACAGGGCAGCACCCCCAGACUUGUGUCUUGAAGGGGGUUGGACUUCUAGAAGGGGAUAUAUCUUAGUUGCCAGGGGAGUAGAAAGUGUGUAUAAUGGACAUCUGGUCGUCCAGGGAUCGGGGGGGGGGGGGGGGGGGGUUCAAAGCCCUGAUUCCUGAUGGCGAACGUCUUCCUCGUGCUGGGUGCUCCAGGGAGCUGGGACUCUUGGACUUAUGAGCCACAAAGGGUUAGGGAUAGGAUAGGGGUGUGGGGUCUAGGUUUUCUAGGGGGAAAAGGUCUGCACACAGCCUCUCAGUUCCUCAGGAGGCGGUGGGCUUUGAAUGUUCACGAGGCGGGGGGAGACGGGGCACUCUCUGGGGUCUCAGGCUCCUGGCUCCCAAGAGGGCUGUGGGCCUUGGUUCCUAAUUCCUGGGUGGUGGGCAGUCUGCUUCCAGAGGAGGGAACGGGUGGCUGCAACAGAGCUAGAAAUCUUUUUGGUGUCUUGGGGAGUAUACAGAUGUUUAAUAUUUGCUCCUAGUGGGGGGAACCUGGUGACAAAGACCCAUUUCCCUGCUGUAGUGGGGAGGAUGGCCACACAGAAAUGAGGGGAGAAGGCAAGGGGGGCAGAGUGGGCCCCAGGGGCAGCCAGACACCAGGAGUAAGACCGUCUGGGUAUGGAAGGGCAGGAACCCAUAGCUCAGAGGUAUCUCCUGCAAAUCCCUAAUGGAUUUCGGUCCUGGAAACUGCCCUUCUCUCUGUGACUGAUUGCUCCCAUGUCAUAAGUGCUGAGGAGCUCUCUGGGGAGUCUGUUCCCCUCUACUGUGCCCCUUUAGCAGUUUCUACUUUUGGACUUGGUUUCUUCUGUCAUUAAACCUGAACCCUUUCCAGCCCUGAUACCUGCCUUUCUGGAGAAGCAGCUGUACGGCUGUACUAAUCCCAGUGUUUCUGUGUUGGCUCCCGUGGGUGUGCUCAGAAAGCGCUGCCUUGUAGUGUACACAGAGGCUGCAGUGAGCAAGGGACCCAACGGACAGCGGGGCGGGUGUUCCUGCCUGUGGGAACGUGCCACAAGGCAAAGGCGGAAACCACAGUGCCUGGGAGGUUCUAGGCUGCCGCCUGCGUGCAGAGGCACAGCCAUAGGACACAAAAUUCUUUGGUGUCAAAAACAGAAAGGGGGCGGGGGGCUGAGAGGCCAUCCAGCAGAAUCCCUUUUACGAUGGUUGAGGAGAACAGAGUCCAGAGAGGGCAGGCUCUAGGCCCAACAGCACACAGCAAGGCCCUAUAUGGUCUGGCCCCUGCCUGUUCUCAUUCUCUGCCCCAUCCCAUACCCCAACCAGCUUGCUGGGUCUUCCUUCUGAUGCUUGAGUGGGCCACCUUGGGACCUGCCUCAGGACCUUUGCACUUGCUGUUCAUGCUGCCUAGAAUGCUCUGUGCCUGCCCUCCCCCCGCCACCAUUUCCAUGAGUGGCUCAUUCUGUCAGGUCUCAAUUCAGAAGUUCCCUCAGAGAGGCCUUCCCUGAGCACUCUAACUUCAGUAGCUCAUACCUCCCGCUGUGCCCCCCCCCGCCCCACCAUUCAUCCCAGCAGAUUAAUUUUCCUUGUAGCAAUUAUGACUAUAGAGAAUUAUUUAUUUACCUAUUUAUCAGCUAUUAUCCCCUUGUCUCUCUUGGUCUCUACUAUACCCCCAGCACCUAGAAUGGUACUUGACACACAGUAGGUGCUUUGUAAAUAUUUUAUUUCAUUAGCCAGUGGCAGAACUAGGGCUGACAUGUAGAUUGUCAGCCUCUUGCCACACAACAGGGAAAAAAUUGAGAUGAGGGGAGAAACAAGCAUCUAAUGGCAGACAUAGUGCCUGUCGGAGAGGUGAUGGGCCUGGAAAGCAAGCACAGCUUUGCCAUCGUCACCCUGGGUGACUUGGACCAGUGCCUUAUUUUCUCUUCUGUGACAUUUCCUGUGACGGCCGCAGGCAAGGGUGACUGACCUGAGGCACAGACACGGUGGGCGGGGGGCUGGCUACCCAUCCCCACCUUGAACUCCUAUCUAAGCAGAGAUGGCCAAGAUAGGAGAAAGCAUUUGGCUCCACUGAAUGGCUCCAGGAAUUGCGAAAGCUUUCAAGCCUCAGGGGAAUGAAAUUCUAUCAGUACAGCACUAGGGUCAGAUGGUCCUGCUGACUUUGGGGGUGACCUUGGGCAAGUCACCUGGCAAAUGGUAUCUACCACACAGGGUUACUGUGAGAAUUCAGUGUAUGUACCCAGGUACACACUGCAGCCCCUUCUGAGAAGCCUGGCACACUGGGAGCUUGAGAGGUAGCCUGUGUACCCUUGCCCACACGCCCUCAGCCCCGGGCAGCACCAAGAUGGCUCCAGUCUGGGCGUCUUUGUUCACAGGAGAGAAUGCCCUCCUCUUUGCCGUGUUGACACCUCCUCUGAUUUGGUUCUGUCUGACCUCACUCCCCUGCUCCCCAUUCCCUCUGCCCCUAUGCCAGUGGGGUUCAUGCCAGAGAUGGGACCUGGGAAAGCAAGCCCCGCCCCGGUUUUGUUUGCAUGCGUCUCUGCUGUUGGGAGUGCUGAUUGUCUUACUGUAUAUAACUGUGCAUUGGCACUUGUGUGUGUCACAGCUACCUUUUCAAGUGGUUGUCUUUUAAGUCAUGACUUUUAAUGACAUUGACUUUUAGACUUUGUGGAGGCAUAAGGUUGCUAGUGAGGCACCUGUCUGUGGGAGCAUCCAAGUAGAAAACACUGAGUCUCCCUUUUGGACAGAUCAUUGGCUGCCAUUAGGGUGUGUCUGCAUGGCACCUCCAGGCUGGAAGACCCUCAAAGGCAAGAAUCCAAGAAAGUGUAUGAUGAAUCUUGGCGUUGCCAUUGGUCAGAAACAGAACAGGCACAAAGAACUGGAGCGAUGAGACAUCUCAUCAUCCGAGCCAAGUUUCCUGCAUUUCUGCAUAAUGAUGGAGGGACUUGUGUCCACUGAGGUGGAGAACCAUGAAAGGACGAAUCAAGGGUGUGGCUGGCCUGCGUUGCUGUUUGGAGGAGUGAAUAAAAGUGAGUAGAAAUGUCA
Molecule: messenger RNA, 5534 nt
Organism: Phyllostomus discolor (pale spear-nosed bat)
Lineage: Eukaryota; Metazoa; Chordata; Mammalia; Chiroptera; Phyllostomidae
Gene: IRGQ
Product: immunity related GTPase Q
Exons: 3
Coding region: 385-2229 (614 amino acids)
Molecular function (GO): GTP binding
Source: RefSeq, a predicted model, not a curated record